Molecule: messenger RNA, 5315 nt
Organism: Anarrhichthys ocellatus (wolf-eel)
Lineage: Eukaryota; Metazoa; Chordata; Actinopteri; Perciformes; Anarhichadidae
Gene: fbxo41
Product: F-box protein 41
Exons: 14
Coding region: 362-2863 (833 amino acids)
Molecular function (GO): protein binding
Source: RefSeq, a predicted model, not a curated record
UGCGGGCCUGCUGCUCUCUGCUGCAGAGAGGGGCUGCGUGACGUCAGUGAAGGCUCGAGCGGUUCCUUGGUCGAAGUGGAAAGAAAAAAUGGGGAGAAGAUUGCGAGGACCACAGACAGGGGAACCAUGACAGAUGACGUGAAAAGACCAGUUGAAUGUUGCCACUGUGUGGUCAUGUGACUGAGCUGGGCUCCUCCAUAGCACAUGGGAAACACUUCCUCCUGCUGACUUGCCGAUGCCGCCUUGCUGCCCUGUUUUCACCAUGAGAGGAUCUGUCAGGUGCUUGACCUCUGUAGCCUCAUACUGGCGCUGCUGUUGUGCCAUGUGAGCACCCCCUCUCCUCCGGCAGUUACUGCACGGAAUGGCCUCUCUGGACCUGCCAUACCGCUGUCCUCGCUGCGGGGAGCACAAGCGCUUCCGAAGCCUGUCGUCCUUACGUGCCCACCUGGAGUACAACCACACGUACGAGACCCUCUACGUCCUCUCCAAAUCCAACAGUGUGUGUGACGCUGCUGCUCUGCUGCCGCUUGUGGCUGAGGGAGCUCUCCUCGCACCGACCAACAACAACGACCCAUUUGAGCCACUGCGGCCUUCAGCUUUAAAGGAGCGGCGCUUCCCUUGUCGUGAGCUUCCUUGUGCGGAUGACUUGAGUCUGACCCCGGCUAACUCCAACACUGCAGCCCGGUAUAUUCCCAAUGUGGAAUUUCCCCUGGGGGAGAUUUUUAUGAAGAAAGCCAUGACAUCCGCAGACCCAGGUCCUCAUGGCAACGCCAGCACAGCUGUAGCAGUGGCAGCUAAUGUAGCGGCUAGUGCAGUGGAGGCGGCCUACGAGGAGGGCCUGGCCAGGCUGAAGGCUCGGGCGUUUGAACGGCUGGAGCUGGAUGAAAGGCUCGAGAAGCUGUCUGAAGAGGUGGAGCAGAAAAUAGCGGCCCGCGUAGGUCGUCUUCAGUCAGAGCUGGAGAGGAAGAGCUCCGAGCUGGAGCGGGCCAAGCUGGAGAGCGAACAGCUGAGCCAGGAGAAGCAAGACCUGGAGGACAAGGCCUCCGAGCUCUCUCGACAGGUGGACGUCUCUGUGGAAAUGCUGGCCAACCUCAAACAGGACCUGGUGAACAAGGAGCAGGAGCUCAACCACAAACAACAGGAAGUCGCCCAGAUUGACCAGUUCCUUCAGGAGACGGCGGCACGUGAAGCCAAUGCCAAGGUGCGGCUGCAGCAGUUCAUCGAGGAGCUGCUGGACCGAGCGGAUCGAGCCGAAAAACAGCUGCAGAUCAUCAGCAGCUGUGGCACCACACCGAACGGCAGCCUGGGACGCUGCAGCCUCCAGGCCUCAAAGGGCAAUGGACGCCAGAGAAACUCCAGCAACUCUGGGAGCACAAGAGGCAUGUACCAAGUGUCGGACCGACGUUCGUCCCCCAGCACAGGAGCAUCAGGGCGGAUCAAGUCCGUCUCACAGGGCUCUGGAGGUUACGACAGUGACAGCGUGGAGAUGCAUCCCAUGGAGGACUGUCCCGAGGCUCAGUACUAUCACACGCAGUGCCGGCUGGGUGAGGGGGGUUACGAGCGCUCCCCAGGAUGUGGAGGAUCGAGGAACUGGGGUCUUCGUAAACAGGCUAUCCAGAACUGGCAACGGCGACCUUACAGAAACAGCACCGAAGGCGAGGAAGGAGAUGUGUCCGACGUGGGCUCCCGGACCACCGAGUCUGAGGUGGAGAUGUGGGAACACGAGAGGAGAGCUGUGGCUGAAGUCCAGCAGUCUGCCCCUCCCUAUCCUCACCAUGGCAGGGCAGGAUAUCGCCCUAACACAGGUCGGUCUGAUGCGGUCUACAAGCCAUGCCGCCAUGAAAAGAGCCCGUCCAGAUCCAACGAGGUGAUCAGUCCAGAGAUCCUGAAGAUGCGCGCAGCUCUCUUCUGUAUCUUCACCUACCUGGAUACUAAAACCCUGCUGAGAGCUGCUGAGGUCUGCCGAGACUGGAAGUUUGUGGCUCGUCACCCAGCUGUGUGGACCAGAGUGCUGCUAGAGAACGCUCGCAUUUCUUCCAAGUUCCUGAGCACGUUGUCUCAGUGGUGCACUCAGACGCACUCCCUCAUCCUGCAAAACCUCAAACCAAGACAGCGGAGCAAGAAGGAAACCAAGGAGGAGUAUGUUAAAAGCACACGUGGCUGUCUGGAGGAAGGUCUGGAGGCGUUGUUAAAGGCCACAGGAAGCAACCUUCUGAUACUGAAGAUUUCACACUGCCCCAACCUGCUGACCGAUCGCUCUCUUUGGCUGGCCAGCUGCUACUGCCGAGCUCUGCAGGCUGUAACCUACAGAAGUGCCACAGAUCCAGUUGGCCAGGAGGUAAUCUGGGCCCUUGGAGCAGGUUGUAGAGACAUCAUCUCCCUACAGGUGGCGCCAUUACAUCCAUGUCAACAACCGGCUCGUUUCAGUAACCGAUGCCUGCAGACGAUUGGAAGAUGCUGGCCACACCUCCGUGCUCUUGGUGUGGGCGGGGCUGGAUGUGGCAUUCAGGGGCUGGCCUCGCUUGCGAGGAACUGCAUGCGCCUCCAGGUGCUGGAGUUGGAUCAUGUGAGUGAAAUCAACCAGGAGGUGGCAGCAGAGGUUUGCAGAGAGGGUUUGAAAGGUCUGGAGAUGCUGGUGCUCACUUCCACACCAGUCACCCCCAAAGCCCUGCUCCACUUCAACAGUGUUUGCCGCAACCUGAAGUCUGUCGUGGUUCAGAUUGGUAUAGAAGACUACUUCGAGGACCCCAACAGCCCUGAAGCUAGAAAACUGUUUGAUGAGAUGGUUAACAAGCUUCAGGCUCUGAAAAAGAGACCCGGCUUCUCCAAAAUCCUCCAUGUGAAAGCAGACAGUCUCUGCUAACAUCAUUUGUGCAGAUUCUUCAAGUCUUGGAGAGGCGCCAUCUUGGCUCGGUCAAUCAAAAAGACCCAGCUGUUUUGAGCCCGCUCCACGGGGUUGAAAAAGUCUGCAGCACCGACAGAAACAACAGAAGAUCGCCAUGAUGAACCAGGACCGAGGCUCAAUGUGCAUACUCUCAUAACUUAACACUAUUCCAGUAAGGGGAAAUCAAUAACUCCUUCAUGUUGGUCAGGAGGCUUCUUUGGACACACGAUGGCACUAUAUAUCACAAGAAGGGCCUGUCCUAGAGCUUACAGACUCAAAUAACACAACACAACUGUCAGAUUUCUCUUUCGUAGUCGUCUCCUGCUUUCACCACAAAAAAAGGAUUGUGUUGUCGCACAGAGCCAGAUCCCUUUCUUGAAACGUCUGGAGCCGGGUGACAGCGCUGUAUUAAUGCUUGACACAUACUCAAGACUACCUUCAACACCAACGGCUCGUGGGCAGGAGCACAUUAAGAAGCGUACAUACUUUCCACAGAAGUACAUGCAAUGGUGGCAGGAGUCAGAAAUUGUAGAGAAAUUAAUUUUUCUCAAGAAAUGUUGAGUACUCAAGGUUAAGAGUCUUGACACAGGAGCUUUAUGUUCACGUGCGUGUCGAAGAUAGAAUAAAUGGUUUUCCAUCCUGCCUGCCCGGCACUACGGUGUCUUCAAACUGGACGACUUUCAACACUUACUGCUUCCACCCAGGAGAGAAACAUGCUGCACCAGCUCCAGGCACAGUGGAGAGAGCAAGGACAGCCUCACUGUAACACGCAUACCUUGACAGUCUUCUUAGCUAAUUGCAUGGCAGCGAUCCAUCUGAUCCAUCAUGCAUUUCUCUCAAAAAACUGGUGCCAUUUGUAACGGUGUCUGUCCUCAUUCCAGUGAGUGUUUUCUCCAAUGUGCCAUUAAUGAGGGAAGAGGGACCAUGUACAGGGACCAUGUACAGAAAGUGAAUCUCUGGAUUUGAGUGUAAGCAGCUCUUACUGAGCAUAAGGGUGCUGAGUUUCAUAUGGAACGUGGUCUCCAGGUGUAUACAGGUGUUUCAGUGUUUAUAUAUCAUGUGACUUUCAUACUUAACCAUACUAAACAGUGCCAUUCCUAUUGGUAGUGCUCAUCAUGGCUGAGGGCCCCCCCCUCCCCCUGUUUAUAUUUUUCAACUGACACCAUGUGGCUCCCUCUGCUGGUUUUUCCAAGCACUUACACAGCCAACGGCCAGCUGGUGUGAUUUGACAUUGUACUCUUUGCAGCAAGGAACAGGUAUUACCUUUUAGUAGUUUGCAGAACUCAAAACCAAGAGAUCACGUCCUCAGUAUCACCUUCAAAUUAGGAAUUUGAUUUGGUGUGAUUCACGGCUACAAUUGAGUUUAGCCUACGGCGCAGACAUUCUCAAGAAGUAUGAGUAGCAAUACUGUGGUGACACUUAGUGUACGCUCCUCUGUGCUGCAGGUAACUUAACAGAUCAAGAUCCGUUUAUCAUUCACAAGGAAUAAUACUGUCUUCUGGCUCUGGAGGAGCUUUGUCAAGUCUGAGAAAAUAAUUCUUGGAACGUUGUCAGGCUGUUCUCGGCUUUGAAACUACAAAUGUAUAGCACAGCAAGCGUCAUUACAAGCUGGGGGGGUGAGUAGUCUAAAGAAAUGUGGAAAGAUGCGUUUACAAAUACGGUCCAUAGAAAAGACUAUUAAUGGGAAUUUCUUAAACUUGACCCAUACUAGGGACCAAAAGUCAGGAUUCUUCUGCCUCUGCUGCAUUGAUUUUCUCUUUUUCAGUCUCUUAUGAGCCCCCAAACAUGAAAGUGCAAUACUGAAUCACUGGAGCUCCUAUUAGACAUUUACAAUCACUUUGCUUUCAAGGAAACAUGCACAUAGUUUUGAAACAGGUUGAAAAAAAUGAUUCACACUUCUAGUAGAACAUCAUCACCUUGAGGCAUGUUUACCGUUUUUUUUUUUUUGCUUGCACACCUCAUUUGUCUUUACAACACGUGUUAACCUUCGUGGGCGGAGUGUGCAUCAGAGCACGAUGAACCGUUUCCGCGAAAGCCGAGCAGGCGUUUGUCACGGGGGGCUCUUUUUAAGGCACUGACGAGUAGAGCUGCGAGCUGCUGUUUCGGGGUCUCUGCUUUAUUGUCAAACAUGUUGAUGGGGAAUUGUGUAGCUGCAUAUUGUAGUGAUGAUGUUUCAGGUGAAUGUGAGAGAACAGUUGUGGAUGUUCAUUUCUUCUUGUGCUGUACUACAUCAGUACUGCAUAUUAUUGUCCUAUACUGGUACUGAUUCAUUGGAGGGACGUUCUUUUGUGGGAAAGGUGUAAAACACAAUAGCGAAAACACAAAGCACUUGUUGAGUUUAAGUUUUAGACAAUCCUGCCUUCGCUAUCAGCUACUCUGUACAUACUGUUUGUAAAAAAAGAAAAGAAAAAAAGAGUGAAAACAUUUGAUG